CCGGCACCCUGCCCUCGAGAGCCCCGCGUCCCGUAGGCAGAGCCUGGCAGUCCGUCUUGGUUAAUGCCGCCGGCCGUCUGACCAGUCCCCCUUGUGUGCCUCCUCUGAGGUUUUUGCCCAUCCCUGAUCCUGGGCAGCUUCUCUCUGGGCUGGAUCACCUUCGGCGGGAAACUGAAGCCCUUACUCUCCAAGCCCUGUUUCGUCUUCCCAAGCAUGUCAGAAAGCUGGCAGCAGCCCCCGCAGACGCAGCCCCAGCACCACGCCGAGCCACCACCCGCCCUGGCCGAGCACGCGCUGCCCCCGGGCUCGGCCGAGAACCCCCUGGGCUGUGCCGUCUACGGCAUCCUCCUGCAGCCGGACCCGGGCCUCCAGCCCCCGCAGCACGCGCCCCUGCCGGCGGCUGGCGAGCCGGGCCCCAAGUGCGGUGUGUGUGGUCACGACCUGGCGCACCUGUCCAGCCCACACGAGCACCAGUGCCUGGCGGGCCACGACCGCUCCUUCCAGUGCACGCAGUGUCUCAAGAUCUUCCAUCAGGCCACAGACCUGCUGGAACACCAGUGUGUGCAGGCCGAACAGAAGCCUUUCGUCUGCGGCGUCUGCAAGAUGGGCUUCUCGCUGCUCACCUCGCUGGCGCAGCACCACAGCGCGCACAGCGGCGCCAGCGGCCUGGUGAAAUGCUCCAUUUGCGAGAAGACCUACAAGCCGGCCGAGGCAGCCGAGCCGGCAGCCACCGCCGCCGCUGCUGCCCCGCCGCCGCCCCCGCCGCCGGCCGUGGCCCCCGCGGAGCAGGCAGACAAGCCGUACAGCUGUCCCAUCUGCCAGAAGCCCUUCAAGCACCUGUCGGAGCUGUCGCGGCACGAGCGCAUCCACACCGGGGAGAAGCCGUACAAGUGCACGCUGUGUGACAAGAGCUUCAGCCAGUCCUCGCACCUGGUGCACCACAAGCGCACGCACAGCUCCGAGCGGCCGUACAAGUGCGCGGUCUGCGAGAAGACCUUCAAGCACCGCUCGCACCUGGUGCGCCACAUGUACGCGCACUCGGGCGAGCACCACCUGUUCCGCUGCAACGUGUGCGAGCUGCACUUCAAGGAGUCCUCGGAGCUGCUGCAGCACCCGUGCACGCCGAGCGGGGAGCGGCCAUUCCGCUGCGGCGAGUGCCAGAAGGCCUUCAAGCGCCCGUCGGACCUGCGGCAGCACGAGCGCACGCACAGCGCCGAGCGGCCCUUCAAGUGCGACCUGUGCCCCAUGGGCUUCAAGCAGCAGUACGCGCUCAUGCGGCACCGGCGCACGCACAAGCCCGAGGAGCCCUUCAAGUGCGGCCUCUGCGAGAAGGGCUUCGGGCAGCCCAGCCACCUGCUCUACCACCAGCACGUGCACACCCUCGAGACCCUCUUCAAGUGCCCCGUGUGCCAGAAGGGCUUCGACCAGUCGGCCGAGCUGCUGCGGCACAAGUGCCUGCCGGGCGCGGCCGAGCGGCCCUUCAAGUGCCCCGUGUGCACCAAGGCCUACAAGCGGGCGUCGGCCCUGCAGAAGCACCAGCUGGCUCACUGCUCGGCCGCCGAGAAGCCCCUGCGCUGCACCCUGUGUGAGCGCCGCUUCUUCUCGUCCUCGGAGUUCGUGCAGCACCGCUGCGACCCGGCGCGUGAGAAGCCGCUCAAGUGCCCGGACUGCGAGAAGCGCUUCAAGUACGCGUCAGACCUGCAGCGGCACCGGCGGGUGCACACGGGCGAGAAGCCCUACAAGUGCCCCAGCUGUGACAAGGCCUUCAAGCAGCGCGAGCAUCUCAACAAGCACCAGGGCGUGCACGCCCGCGAGCAGCAGUUCAAGUGCGUGUGGUGCGGCGAACGCUUCCUGGACGUGGCCCUGUUGCAGGAGCACAGCGCCCAGCACAGCGCCGCGGCGGCCGCCACCGAGGGCGCCUACCAGGUGGCCGCCUGCCUGCCCUGAGUGCGGCCCUCAGUGCGGCCCUGAGUGCGCGCCUCCGAGCGGUCCCCACCGGGCCCUCCCCCGCCCGGCUGGGCGGUCUGAGGACCGAGGGCGCUUGGGCGGCCGCGGGGUGGGGCUGGGGGUGCCUGGCGCUCCCCAUACCGGCCUGGAGGGAGGGGGUGGGGGGAGCCGGAUCGCUGUGGCUGGCCCUGAUCCCACAAACCUCUUUCCCAUUACAGGAUUCCUUUACUUGAGAGCCAUCAGCCUCCCUUGUCUCUGGGGGCCUGGAACCAGGCUGGAAGUCAAGUGGCCUCCCUCGACCCCAAGGAGGGAUUGUUGCCAGCCCUAUCUUCCCAAACUUUUCAGCCUAAUUAGAAACCAGAUAGGUUAGGAAAGAGGAUGGUCAUGGUCGGGCCUGGGAGAAGGGCUGGAUCCCACAGGUGGGCUGGAUGUAGGGCAUCUUCCUUCAGGUCGCCAUUUGAGGGAGCAGGCCAGCUUUGUGAUGUAGUCCUGGGGACCAGGAGGGCAGACGGUGAGCCUGAGCCGCAGGCCUCUCUGUCUGCUCCAGGUGGGGGCGGUGUGGCCUCCCGGGUUCCCCCAGAGAGACAUGCAGGACGGCUGCACAUCUGUGAGCUGGGUGUGCCUGCAGAGAAUCGGCCCAGCUAGAAGGGAGGAGGCAGAGAAGCUCUCCUCUGACACACUCAGCCAGGGACAGUACCCUCCACAGGGAAGGGAGGAAAGGUGGCUUUUGUUCUGAGGCCUAAUCCUGCUGUUCGGAAAGUGCCCCUCCUACCUUUGCAGCAUGGUUCCACGCUCUGGGGAAUGUGUUCUCGGCCAGACCGAACUACUGAUGAGAAAGAAGGGGAUGGUUAGACCACCUUGGUGCCUGGGAGGAAGCAGGGCCAAGUCCACGGUCUUACCAGUGGAUGUAAACAAGUGUCCUCCCCCUUGAAUGUGUGAACCAAAGUGUCAAGAGCGUGGCUCCAAACAGCUUGCGCCAGCUCUCCUUCAGGGCCAAGACCGGGCCUGGCACCCAGGGUGGGGGUGGGGGUGUGAAAGGACUCUGACUCCACAGUGCUUUCCCAGCCCCUGGGAACCUUCCCCGUCAGUCUGGCUCCUGGCCUGGACCCCGGGGGUCUUGUGCUGCCAAGAUGCCCUGGACAUUAUCCAGUGACUUCCAAGGCCAGAGAUUCUGGGGUCCUCCCGGGGUCCCUGUAGGUCUCUGCCUGCCCACCGGGGCUCAUGGAGUCAAGGGUGUCCAGGGCAAUAGGGAGCAGGCCAGG
This is a messenger RNA of Neomonachus schauinslandi (Hawaiian monk seal), 3209 nucleotides long. It is a transcript of the gene ZNF319, whose product is annotated as zinc finger protein 319. Gene Ontology annotation, molecular function: RNA polymerase II cis-regulatory region sequence-specific DNA binding; DNA-binding transcription factor activity, RNA polymerase II-specific. The record is from RefSeq and is a predicted model, not a curated record. NCBI's taxonomy places the organism in Eukaryota, Metazoa, Chordata, Mammalia, Carnivora, Phocidae. The coding region runs from base 214 to 1947 and encodes 577 amino acids. Gene Ontology annotation, biological process: regulation of DNA-templated transcription. The transcript is spliced from 2 exons.